Molecule: messenger RNA, 870 nt
Organism: Podarcis muralis (Common wall lizard)
Lineage: Eukaryota; Metazoa; Chordata; Lepidosauria; Squamata; Lacertidae
Source: RefSeq, a predicted model, not a curated record
AAAUGGCUUCACCUCGCCUCAUGCAUGGGCCACCCCUGCUGCUUGCUUUGCCGUUGGAAGCUGAAAAGGGAAAAAUUCUACUGAGCAAUGGUGGAUGCAAUGCCUCAACAGACAAGUUUCGGGCUUCCCUAAGACUCAACUUCUGCAAUCAAAAUCAGAAUAGGUCCUCAGAUAAUUCUACUUGCAAAGUGUGCCCUUUGCAAUGGCAGCUCCACAGGGACAAGUGCUACUGGCCAUCAGAAAAUAUGAAAACCUGGGAUGAGAGCCAACAUGACUGUUCAACAAGGGAUUCUCAACUGCUGGUCAUCCUAGACAAGGAGGAGCUGGAUUUCAUAGAAAGCAUUACUGAAAAUUCAAAAUACUGGAUUGGACUCUCACUAUUAAAAUCGAAGAAGAAAUGGAUUUGGAUUACAGGCUCCCAGCUUGAUCAGAGUCUAUUUCCAGAACCAGACUAUGCUAAAGGAAACUCUUGCGCUGCAAUAAGAUAUAAAAUUAUCUCUGAACGCUGCAGUACUGAACUUAGGUGGAUUUGCCAGAAAGGCCCUCUCCUACUCUGAUAUUUUAGUUUGAUAAAUGUAAUAAUUAUGUGGGUUUUGGUUAUUUGCUAGGAACACAUAAUAAAAAUGUCAUUGAGUGACUGAGAAGAUUAUGUAAAGGUAUUAUUCUAUUGUCAUCAAAAUACCUCUUUGUGAAAUCCAGAGGUAGCACACCUAAAAUGGAAUUCUAAGUCAUUUUAUGUUGGCUAUUAAAAGAUUGGUUUUAAGUCACAAUUGCGGAUCAGCUGUAGAAUUUGACAGUGCAAAAUAAACAACAACAACAAUAAUACCCCCCCCAACUGACUGGGUUUCCCCAGCCACUCUGAGCAGCUUC